AUGAGCGGAGCGAUUAAUCGGGUAAAAGCGCGCGCUCCAUCUACAGACACGCCAUCUGCCGAUGGGAAGCAGUAUCUGCAAUCCGGCUACAACAUCGCAAGGCGCUGGAUAGUCGACAGCCUCGGCUUCGCCGACGUGAAGAUCAACGAGAGCAAAGACAACAAACAUGACGUCUUCGGACGCCCAGUAUACGGAUACAAGAACGGCCAGCGAGCCGGCCCCGUCCCGACAUACCUCCAGGACGCCCUCAAGCUGCCCAACUUCCACCUCCAAAGCGGCACCGGCGCCGUGAGGGUGCAACGCACCGACAAAGCAGCAACAGGCGUCUGGGUCCUACUCAACGGCAUCGAGACCCUCAUCCCCCUCUCCAACACCGGCCGCGUCAUCAUCAGCGCCGGCGCCAUCGCCACCCCCGCCCUCCUAAUGUUCUCCGGCAUCGGCCCCACCACCUCCCUCACCCGCCUCUCCGCCGCCGGCAAACUCGGCAACCUCACGCACGCAGAGUGGAUCCCCAACGCUGCCGUCGGCGCGAACCUCUUCGAUAACCCAAAUACCUUCAUUGAGCUCUCCAGCCCGAGCAUCACCGCCUUCGGACCCUCUUACAGCAACCCCGCCCCCGCUGAUUCGGCGCUCUACCUCGCUCACCGCUCUGGGCCCUACGCCUCCGCCGGCCAUACCUCUGUUUUCUUCUCCCGCGCUUCCCAGCCCGAUGGCCGCAUCGUUGGGUUCCAGGUAACCAUCGGCACGGGGGGAUACGCGGACUACACCUCCGCUACUACCAUCACGCUUAACAUCUACGGCACCUCUGGUCUUGCGUCGCGCGGCUCCGUCGUGCUUGAUGGGAAGUUCAUCCCUGGUCCGGACGGGAACAUGUAUUACUCCUCCGCCCCCGACGCUCGCGCCAUCGCUAGCUUCAUCGCCCGCAUCUUCGCAGCGCUGCCCGCGGAUGUGGAGACGUUGAAUCUGGAGCGCGAUGCGAGCGUGGCGAGGAUAGAGCAGUAUAUCACCACGCCGUCGGCGUAUGCGAGGGGGCAGGUGAAUCAUUGGAGUGGGAGCUGUAAGAUUGAGGAGUGUGUGGAUGGGGGGGGGAGGGUCGUGGGGAUGGGGAAUGUGUGGGUUGCUGAUGCGAGUUUGUUGGAGCCGUUGAGUGUGAAUCCGAUGUUUGGGGUUAUGGCGGUGGGGGAGAAGGUGGCAGAGUUGAUUUUGAAGGGGGUGCGUGCCUGAGGGGAGAGGGGAGUGAUGAUUUUGGAUGAUGGCAUAGCGAUGGGCGUACUAUUGGAAGGGGGAUGGAGUUGAGAUAAAGCAUAUUUAGGCG
This is a messenger RNA of Pseudogymnoascus destructans, 1315 nucleotides long. RefSeq lists its product as uncharacterized. The coding region runs from base 1 to 1224 and encodes 407 amino acids. The transcript has a single exon. Gene Ontology annotation, molecular function: oxidoreductase activity, acting on CH-OH group of donors; flavin adenine dinucleotide binding. The record is from RefSeq and is a predicted model, not a curated record. NCBI's taxonomy places the organism in Eukaryota, Fungi, Ascomycota, Leotiomycetes, Thelebolales, Thelebolaceae.